UGAUGAUCUUUUCUACCAAACAGUUUUGGCAAAACCCUGAGUGAUAGACCUAUAAUGCAGUGACCUGUGACGUUCUAAAUUUGAUUCAAUUCUUACAGUUAAACCAGAGAAUUUCAAGUUCACAGUGAGUAAAUCAACUGUGUGCCAGGGCACUGUGGUCACCUUCAACUGUUCAGCAGAUGGAAAUCCCUCGGUGGAUACCUAUCAGUUGUUGGAGAAUGAUACACUUGUGAGUAAUGGCAGCAACAGUCUUGGAUUGUGGAGCAGGAAUAUGUCAAGUGGAGGGGUGUUCAUUUACAGAUGCAUGGCAAACAACUCUGCAGGAACAGCAUACAGCAUGAGCUUAACUGUUACAGUAACUGUAAAUGUAUCCUCAUCCAUACAAGAAACACUAGAUCAAAAUGUAACUGAACGAAACAACUUGACUCUGACAUGUAUUGUAUCUGAAAUCCCAACACCAGUGGUGUCUUGGAUUAAGCCUGAUGGUCAGAGGAUUAAUGGAAGUGUGUUGGAGCUUUUAAAAGUUAGCAGGAAUCAGAGUGGGACAUACUGGUGUGAAGCCAGUAAUGACUGUGGCAAUGCAACAGAGAUGGCAAGCAUUGAUGUGCAAUACAAACCAGAGAAUGUCCAGCUAAUGAGUUCUGCCACCAACUACAAAGCAUGUAGGGGAGAUGUCAUUAGCUUUAACUGCUCGGCUGAUGCUAAUCCAGCAGUGGUAUCAUACCAGCUGUUUGAGAACGAAACUGCUAUUUUAAACACGAGUGCCACAGGAAUGUGGAGCAAGACUUUGGAAAAUGAAGGAGUGUUUAUCUACAAAUGUGUGGCUCAUAACAAGCUGGGAUCAAUGUACAGUACAAAUGUCAUGCUAACAGUCAAUGUACCUUCUUCAAUUAUCCAAAUAACACAACAUCAGAAUGCUACUGAAGGUGGCAAUGUGACUCUUAUGUGUAAUGUAUCUGGAGUGCCCCCACGAACGUUGUAUUGGAUGAAACCUAAUGGUGACCGUUUUGAGGGAUUGAAGUUGGAAGUUAAAAAUGUUAACAGGAGUGAAGUUGGUGAAUACAAGUGUGAAGCCAGUAAUGAGUGUGGCAAUUCAACUAAGAUGACAAGAAUUGAUGUGCAGCUCAAACCAGAGAAUGUCCUGGUAAUGAGUUCAGCUAUGAAUAACACAGCGUGUAAAGGAAAAGUCAUCAGCUUUAACUGCUCAGCGGAUGCUCAUCCAGCAGUGACAUCAUACCAGCUGUUUGAGAACGAAAUUGCCAUUUUGAACGCAAGUGUUACAGGAAUGUGGAGCAAGUCUUUCGAAAAGGAAGGAGAAUUUGCCUAUAAAUGUGUGGCCAACAACUCAGUCGGAUCAGAAUACAGCAUGAGCGUUACUAUCACCGUGAAUGUACCUUCUUCAAUUAUCCAAAUAACACAACAUCAGAAUGUAACUGAAGGUGACAAUGUGACUCUCAUGUGUAAUGUAGCUGGAGUCUCCCCACCAAUGGUGUCUUGGAUAACACCUAAUGGUCAACGUGUUAGUAGAAACCCGUUGAAGGUUGAAAACGGUAGCAGGAGUGAAGCUGGUGAAUACAAAUGUGAGGCCAGUAACGAGUGUGGGAAUGCAACGAAGAUGACAAGCGUUGCUGUCCAGUACAAACCAGAGAAUGUGCAAUUAACAUCAUCUGCCAUGGAUUACAAAGCAUGUAAGGGUGCCAUGAUAAGCUUUAACUGUUCAGCUGAUGCUAAUCCAGCAGUGACAUCAUACCAGCUGUUUGAGAACGAAACUGCCAUUUUAAACACAAGUGCCCCAGGUAUGUGGAGCAAGACUUUGGAAAACGACGGAGUGUUCACCUACAAAUGUGUGGCCAAGAACUCUUUAGGAUCAGGAGUCAGUUCAGAUGUAAUGGUGACAGUAAAUGUGCCUUCAACUAUCGAAACAAUGCGAGAUCAGACUGUAACUGAAGGUGAAACUGUAAAUCUGACAUGUACUGCAUCUGGAAUGCGUCAACCAAAAGUGUCCUGGAUUAAGCCCAAUGGUGAAAGUGUUGCUGAAAAUGUGUUGGAACUUGUGAACAUCACCAGGAAUGAAGUUGGUGAAUACACAUGUGAAGCCAGUAAUGAGUGUGGCAAUGCAACAGUGAUGGCAAACAUUGAUGUGCAUUACAAACCAGAGAAUGUGCAAUUGACAACUUCUGUGGUGAACAGCACGGCAUGUCAGGGUGAUACUAUCACCUUUAACUGCUCAGCUGAUGCUAAGCCAGCGGUGACGUCAUACCAGUUGUAUAAGAAUGACACUGUUAUGUAUGCCAGCCUUUCAGAAAUGUGGAAGGAGACAUUAAGAAGUGGAGGAGUGUUUGUCUAUAAAUGUAGGGCUAAUAACACUGUGGUAUCAGCAUAUAGUAAGGAUGCUACGUUCACUGUGAAUGUGCCUUCAUCCAUACAACCAAUGCAAAACAAGACAGUGACUGAAGGUGACAAUGUGACUCUGAUGUGUAACGUAUCUGGGUUGCCUUCACCAACGGUGUCUUGGUUGAGACCUAAUGAUCAGCGUCGUAGUGAAUAUAUGUUGGAGCUUGUAAACAUUAGCAGGAAUGAAGCUGGUGAAUACAAAUGUGAAGCCAGUAAUGAGUGUGGUAAUGCAACAGAGAUGGCAACAAUUGAUGUUCAGUUUCCUUCCUCAAUUAUCCAAAUAACACAACAUCAGAAUGUAACUGAAGGUGACAAUGUGACUCUUAUGUGUAAUGUAUCUGGAGUUCCCCCACCAACGGUGUAUUGGAUGAAACCUAAUGGUGAAAGUGUUAGUGGAUACAACUUGGAGGUUAAAAACAUCAGCAGGAGUGAAGCUGGUAAAUACAAAUGUGAAGCCAGUAAUGAGUUUGGCAAUGCAACAAAGAUGACAAGCGUUGGUGUGCAGUACACACCAGAGAAUGUGCAAUUUACAUCAUCUGCUAUGGAUAACAAAGCAUGUAAGGAUGACAUUAUUAGCUUUAACUGCUCAGCUGAUGCUAAUCCAUUGGUGACAUCAUACCAGCUGCUCGAGAAUGGCACUGCUGAUUUAGACGUAAACCGUUUAGGGAUGUGGAAAAAAAACGUGUCAACGGGCGGAGUGUUCAUGUACAAAUGUGUGGCCAACAACUCCUUAGGAUCAGGAGUCAGCUCAUAUGUUAUGGUGACAGUGAAUGUGCCUUCAACUAUCGAAACAAUUCAAGAUCAGAAUAUAACUGAAGGUGAAACUAUAAAUCUGACAUGUGCUGCAUCUGGAAUGCCUCAGCCAAACGUGUUUUGGAUUAAGCCCAAUAAUCAAAGUGUUGCUGGAAAUGUGUUGAAGCUUGUGAACAUUAGCAGGAAUGAAGCUAGUCAAUACAAAUGUGAAGCCAGUAAUGAAUGUGGCAAUGCAGCAGCGAUGGCAAGCAUUGAUGUGCAUUACACACCAGAGAAUGUGCAAUUUACAACAUCUGCCAUGGAUAACAAAGCAUGUACGGGUGACAUGAUUAGCUUUAACUGCUCAGCCGAUGCUAAUCCAGCGGUGACAUCAUACCAGCUGUUUGAGAACGACACUGCUAUCUUAGACGUAACCCGUUUAGGAGUGUGGAAAAGACACGUGUCAAUGGGCGAAGUGUUCAUGUACAAAUGUGUGGCCAACAACUCUUUAGGAUCAGGAGUCAGCUCAGAUGUUAUGGUGACAGUGAAUGUGCCUUCAACUAUCGAAACAAUUCAAGAUCAGAAUGUAACUGAAGGUGAAACUGUAGAUCUGACAUGUGCUGCAUCUGGAAUGCCUCAGCCAAACGUGUCUUGGAUUAAGCCCAAUAAUCAAAGUGUUGCUGGAAAUGUGUUGAAGCUCGAGAACAUUAGCAGGAAUGAAGCUGGUCAAUACAAAUGUGAAGCCAGUAAUGAAUGUGGUAAUGCAACAGCGAUGGCAAGCAUUGAUGUGCAUUGUAAGUAAUUGCCUACAAAGGGAAUUUAUGUAUUUUGCAUACCUGUCAGUGUUUUCAUUUUCA
Stylophora pistillata is the source of this 3983-nucleotide messenger RNA. RefSeq names its product fibroblast growth factor receptor 4-like. Gene Ontology annotation, cellular component: plasma membrane; signaling receptor complex. Gene Ontology annotation, biological process: protein phosphorylation; multicellular organism development; positive regulation of kinase activity. Lineage: Eukaryota; Metazoa; Cnidaria; Anthozoa; Scleractinia; Pocilloporidae. Gene Ontology annotation, molecular function: transmembrane receptor protein tyrosine kinase activity; ATP binding. The record is from RefSeq and is a predicted model, not a curated record.